This is a messenger RNA of Zingiber officinale, 1232 nucleotides long. RefSeq names its product MA3 DOMAIN-CONTAINING TRANSLATION REGULATORY FACTOR 1-like. The transcript has 5 exons. Bases 395 to 883 code for a protein of 162 amino acids. Gene Ontology annotation, biological process: negative regulation of DNA-templated transcription. The record is from RefSeq and is a predicted model, not a curated record. NCBI's taxonomy places the organism in Eukaryota, Viridiplantae, Streptophyta, Magnoliopsida, Zingiberales, Zingiberaceae.
UUGGAUUUCAAGGCGGGAAUGGUUGCCGGGAUCGGAAGGUGAUACGUGUAAACUGGAUAGGGAUAUUCGCCCCCUCUUUCACUAUGGACAUCGUACUGGAAACUGAGAUCGUCGUCUUCUAUGCAUACCCGCUCUCGUCCUCCCUCUCGAUCUCCUCCUCCUCCUCCUCCUCCUCCAUUUCCGAUUCGGCUUCGCCGGAUUGAUUGAAGAGUCAUUAGGAUUCACGAUCCCCUUCGCCCCCUCUCCCCUCCCGAUCCAGGUUGGCAGAUCGAUCGGGGAGAGGAGAUGGCGUCGCCGAAGAAUGAGGGGAUCUUGACGGAGGAGCAGAGGGGACACCGAGAAUAGCCGCCAGAACGCGGAGUUACCCUCCUCGUCACCCAGAUCGUCCGGCGAGAUGGGGAUCCACGACUUCCAAGCGAAGGGCGGGGGAGGGAGGAGGAAUCCGGCCGCUGGUGUGUGGCACAUGCAGCGCACGCAUUCGGGGGAGCUUGUGCAAGUGAAGAAGGAUGGAGCUGGUGGGAAAGGAACUUGGUGCAAGCUUUUGGAUUCUGGGCCUGAUUCACGCAUUGACUCGAAUGGUCCUAGUUAUGACAGUGGUGAAGGGCCAUAUCAGCUAGAAGAUGCCACUGUUUUUAACCCUGCACAUGAGUCACAUGACUAUAAGAAAUCUAUAGCAACAAUCAUUGAAGAGUACUUCAGCGAUUGUGAUGUAGAAUUAGCUACUACAGAACUUCGGGACCUUGAUUCUGAUGAGUACCAUCAUUUGUUUGUUAAGAAACUUGUUUCUAUGGCAAUGGACCGGCAUGACAAACAGAAAGAGAUGGCAUCUGGGUUCUGUUAUCCGCUUGUUGAUGAGACAUUUUGGAUGUCUCAAAUGAGCUAGCUCUAUUCUUAGCCAGGGCUGUGAUUGAUGAUGUCUUAGCCCCACUCAACUUGGAUGAGAUCGACGACAAGCUUCCUAAAAAUUGCAGGGGGAGGGAAACAGACCAGAUGGCCCGCUCGCUUGUUUCUGCUCGACAUGCUGGUGAGAGACUUCUGAGAUGCUGGGGUGGUGGCACUAGUUGGGCAGUGGAGGAUGCAAAAGACAAGAUAAUGAAGCUUCUGGAAGAGCAUGAGAGUGGAGGCGAUAUAGGCUAAUUCUGUCUAAAAUCGAGAAAGAUGGAUAGUUGGUUAGAUGAUUUCGAUGUUGACCGUGAAAAGAUUUUUGGCUAGAGAAAGAUGACAUUGAGCGG